AUGGUCCAGUGGACGGGUUCGCUGUCUGCCCGAGCUAACGCACUUGGUCGCCGUCAGAUCGAGGUUGGAGGUCUGAAGCUCGGCGGAGGAGGCAACGCAACUGAAGGCGCAGCUGGCGGACAGACCCAAGGAGGAAAUGGAGGCGGUCUGACUAUUGGCGGAUUGACCCUCGGUGGCUCCAAUGGUGGCAUCUCAGGCAAUGGCCUCAACUUGCCUGGAGGUCAGAACAACGGCCAGGGUCAACAAGGUCAGGCUGAGGGAGCAGGCACUGCUGAGGAACAAAGACAAGCAGAGGGAGCAACGCCGGCAGAAGGACAAGCAGCACAAGAGUCUAAGCCUGCCGCUGAAGGUGCGAAGCCCGCAGAGGGUGCUCCGGAAGCUGAGGCGGCACCUAAAGAGACUGCCGCUAAAGCUGAGAAGCCUGCUGAAGGCGCUCCAGAAGCCGAAGCAGCGCCCAAGGAAACCGCCGCUCCGAAGCCAGCUGAAGGCGCGCCCGCAGCCGAGGCAGCACCAGCAAAGUCAACUAUUACCGUUGAAGCCGGCAAAUCAGGAGGAAACGCAACGGCUGCAUCAGCAGAGGCACCCAAAGAAACAGCCGCAGCAGGUGAGGAGCCAGCGACAGCGGCCGAAGCAAAGCCAACUGUCACUGUCGAAGCUUCGAAGUCGGGAGAGGCCGUGGCCGCAAAUGCAACAGCAGCCGAAGCAGCACCCGCUGCAGCGAAGGAGACCGUCAUAGUCGAGGCCUCGAAGCCAGGAGGAAAUGGUACGGCUACCGAAGCUACAGCUGCAAAAGAGUCGCCUGCCACUCCUGCUGAGAGCCGACCAGCUGCCGAGACAAAAGCGCCAGCUGAAGAAGCGAAGGCACCCGCUAAUGAGCCAGAAGCACCAGCUGAAGAGCCCAAGGCACCCGCUCCCGCAGAAUCUGCAAGCGGAGCCGGACCAGGAACUGAAAACCAACCUGGACGUGCUGAAGGCGAAGCCGCCGCGGCAGAGGCUAAAGGUGAGGCGGCUGAGGCAAAGGGUGAGGCUGGUGCUGGACAGGAAAAGUCCAAUGGCGUCAAGGCUACCGAGGAGUCGGAGCGCUUCUCAGAAGAGGCUGGCAUUACACUAAACACGGAUGGCAGCGCGGCGAAUCUCGGUGGAAACCUGGGAAUCACUCAAGGUUCCGAUGGAAGCAAGUCCGUUGGAGGAGAAAACGGGAUCAACAUUGCGGCCAACGGCGAGGCUACAGCUGCAGGAACGGAGAGGGAGUAG
Didymosphaeria variabile is the source of this 1254-nucleotide messenger RNA. RefSeq lists its product as uncharacterized. The transcript has 3 exons. The coding region runs from base 1 to 1254 and encodes 417 amino acids. Lineage: Eukaryota; Fungi; Ascomycota; Dothideomycetes; Pleosporales; Didymosphaeriaceae. The record is from RefSeq and is a predicted model, not a curated record.